AUGCAGCACACGUCCCUGCCGGGGGCUAACCGACAUCGGAGCCAUUCGCCAAGCCAUGCGUAUCCCCGUAUCGCCUCAGCUCAGAGUGAGCGAUCAUCAGGUUUCAUAACCGUGUCGAACAGCUGGGCGAGCACCGGGGCGAGCUUGUCUCUUGGUUCUGGUCCCGAGCAUUUGCCUCUUGCUUGGUCGGACGUUCGACACGAGGUCGACAUGGAGGGCAAUGUCAAAGCUCCCGUCAAGGAGCGGAGUAUAGAACGAUGCAGCCAGGCAGUGCUCAUCACCUGCCUGCACUUGUCCCAUGAAAUGGCUCUUAGGGAAGUGGGCCUUUAUGCGUGGACGCUGCCUCACACCAAUGACGCACACGGCAGCAUGCUGCGCAUCAUGAAGCAUCCUUCCAAGACGACGAUCCGACACCACCUUGAGCGGGCGAGGUAUACCGCAGGUUCGAAUAGCUACGUAGCGGUCAUCUACUCGGGACAUGGAAUUCAGGAAUCCCCGACUGAAGCUGGUGAACUCUGGUGCUACGACGUCUCGUUCGAGGAUGCAAUACAAGGAGGACCUGGGCCAUCCGAAUACAUUCCAAUUCAGUUAUUCGAUUUGCUUACCUGGGCCGGAUCGUCAACAUGUUACGUAUGGGACUGUCAGCAUUCCGGACGCUUCAUCCGGGCUGCGGUGACCGAAGCAGAGGAGAUCGACACGCAGCUCAGGGCGGCCUCAGCGGCCAAUCCUUCAGUUGGAGAGCUUCACCCGCCAGUCUAUGCCAGACGACAGAUCCACUUCGCAGCAUGUGGGGCUGAGCAAACGCUGCCGCGAGCUCCCGGCAUGCCCGAUGAUCUCUUUACCGCGUGUCUCACCACCCCGUUGCGCAUCUCGCUCUGGUUCCACAACCUGCAGACGUUUCCACUGACAGCAUCAGAUGCCAACAAGAACGUCCAGCGGUCGAGUGGAUACAUGAUGGCACUGUACGAUAACAUGAGCCAAUCGCUGAAGGACCGACUCUGGUCCGAACUGCAAGCAGUGAUGCACACCAUCGCUUGGCAGUCGCUCGAUGGCGCGGACUACCAAUUAGUUUUUGGUCAAAGCGGAGACGUGGUAUCGUCCAUGGCGGGAGGUUACCUCCUGUCACAAAGGGUAAUGGGGGCAUAUCGCGCAACUCCAGAGUCUAUCCCUCACAUUCCUUCGUCCACAUCGCACGCUUUGUGGACCCACUGGGAUCUCAUCCUUGACAAUUUGUUCGAGCAACUGCCACCAUUCCGACAUUUCGAACAAUCCCCCGGGGAUACCACAUGGGAAUCGGACCUGAAACUCGUCUCGUUCAUGGACGAUCAGCUCGACUCGAUUCUGCAGACGGACUUCUCAGUGUCAACGGUGUCAGACCAAGGAGGGGGUCCCUCGCCAGUUCUCUUUCGCCUGCCAAUCAUCUGUCAAGCUGCACUGACGACCGAGUUUCGCAAGCGCGCUUGCGUUGCGUUGGAGGCUUGUCUUCGAUCACUAGACAUUCACGGUCUGGCCCGAGCAGUUCAAGGCGGUGCCUUGGAUGUGGCGGCUCAGCUACUUGUGGUCGGCGAUCCUAAUAUUGGGCCUCAGAUGAUAUCGAUCUGGGCUGCGCUGGUGAGGAACGAUGCCUGUGUGAGAUCUCUGGCUCUGGAAGGGAGGACCGCAGAGCGACUCACCUCGGUUCCCUGUGUGAGAUUCUUUCUCGACUCGUUGGAAGAGCAUCUAAAUGGUCAGCCAACCAUCGUGAUACAAGCUUCUGCGGUUCUGGCAACGAUCGCAAAUUUUGUCGCAGGUCGCAAGGCUCCGCGAUUCACUACGAGGACACUGAAAGCCGCGUCGGGAAUGAUCCAGCAUGAAGAUGGUCUGGUCCAGCAGUGGGGAGCCCUUCUCGCUGCUGAAGUGCUCGGCAGCAUAGAAAAAGCCAGCGAGGUCGACAAAGACACGGUUCUCCAACUCAAAGGUCAAUUGAUCGCCAUGGCCCACUCUCAAGCGGUCGAAGCCAGAGCAACGGCUGUCUAUGCAUUGUCUCGAUUGAUCGACACGCAUCCUAGGACGAGCAUGUUCGACUUGGUACCGAGCCUGGACAUGGUGGCGCCGCUGAUCAAUCCGGCGCUCAGUGAGGGUUCUGCCUUGGUAAGGAAGGAGCUCGUCAGAUUGUUUUCUCGCAUACUGCACGCUGGCGGAAAGUGGACUUUGUUCGCUUGGAUCGUUGUGUUAUUAGAGCAGGCAUCGGAUCAGCUGCCCGAGGAGAAAGAGGCUUGUGCGGCCUUUGUCGCCACCGCGAGUAAACGAUUCGGGUCGGGUCACAGCCUUCGUAUGCCAUUAGCGAGACUCGCCUCGCACGCGCGUGCUCUUCGGGCACUGCUCUUUGACGCGCACCCUUCUUUAGCCGCCUUGGUCAGGCAAAUACUCAGGAGUGAGUACGACAAGCUGAAGAGACUUUUCGGGUCGGCGUGGGAGACCGUGCUCCAGGUAGCUUUACCGAUACGGCCAAGGAAGGGUUGGACGGCAGAUUUGGCAACCUAUGUUAGACAAGCUGGCGAGCGGCUGCUGGACAAGUGGGACACGGAUCUGGCAGGCCAGUCGGGUCUGUCAUUGAACAAUGAGCUAUUUGAGAGGAGUAAGCAUUCAUUGCAUGCCUACUUGGCUGUGAGUAAUUCGACUCCUGCGGUCAUCCUGCCUGACAAGAUUGACGGGCAACCUGAGAGUUCACAGGAGAGGACCUGGAUCAUCCGGCAUAGGUUCCUGGAGGAUUCGCUCGUGGUUGCGGAACAGCAGCGUGGUCUACCUUGGCGAUGGGCCAUGAAGGAUAUCUCGAGCCCGGAUUCAUGGUCGACGAUUGCGUUUCACAGUUUUCUGAACUUGAUCGUGGCUUGUAAUAGGUCGAGAGAGAUCUUAUUUUGGGACUGGAGUGCCUGCAAGAGGACGCGCUCCAUCAAGCUGGACAUCCCGGAGUACACCCAUGUUACCUCGGUGAGGUUCGUAAACGAACUACAAGAGCGAAUUUGCGUCGUUGCGGAAAUCAGCAAUGGGAACGUGCUCGUGUUAUCAGGUCCAAUGGAUGACGCGGUACCUCUCCGGACGAUAUCUUCGUUUUGUGGGCUGGACAUGGCAGAGGGAAGCCUAGUGACCACAUGGUGGAGACAAAAGGGAAGGAUGUGCAUUGGCGGUGCCGCUGCGUACAUCAACGUCUGGGAUUGCCCGGCCGAGCGCCGAGAGAGGGUCCUCGAGACGCGAUCACAGGUAGCCUUGAGCACGCUCAUCACCGAGCCGGUGUCUGGCAACUUGGUGCUCAGCGGUUUUCAAGACGGUAUCAUCAGGUUAUUUGACCUGCGCCAGAGCAGGAGGACUUCGCUGAUAGAGUGGACUGCGGGAGAAGACCCGAUUGUCAAGAUCGGAGUGGUACUGGGGGAGAGCAAGCAUGUCACAUCUGCUUGGUGA
Messenger RNA from Kockovaella imperatae, 3438 nucleotides. RefSeq lists its product as hypothetical. Gene Ontology annotation, biological process: regulation of autophagy; cellular response to starvation; positive regulation of cell growth. Bases 1 to 3438 code for a protein of 1145 amino acids. The record is from RefSeq and is a predicted model, not a curated record. NCBI's taxonomy places the organism in Eukaryota, Fungi, Basidiomycota, Tremellomycetes, Tremellales, Cuniculitremaceae. Gene Ontology annotation, cellular component: cytoplasm; TORC1 complex. Gene Ontology annotation, molecular function: protein binding; protein-macromolecule adaptor activity. The transcript is spliced from 9 exons.